AUGCUGGAUGGAACAGAGCACUCCAAGCAAAGUCUAAGAUCUAUCAUAUCCGAGGGACAUGAAGGAUCUGGGCCACGGUCUAGACGACCACAACGACCUUUCUCGUCGAAAUGGCAGCUGCUAAUGGAAGUUGUUGCUCUUUUAGAUUUUAUGUCCACCUUUGCAAAUCGGCGCUUCUUUUCCCAGCAGAAAGAGGCUUUGGCGUCUGGUAAUCCAGAAGGCCGCUUUCGCUUUCUUACCCAGAGUUUUCUGCUUGGUCGCUUAUUUACCAAACAGAAAGGAACUCCUAUUGCUGCCAGUCCUCAUUUUCGAGUGUUUGGCACGAAUUUUGCACUUCCACAUCAUGUGUUUACCAAUCUCUUUCUCUGGCUCGAUGCACACUCGGUCCAUUUCGGAUUCCUAUUCUCAGUUCUAUGGUGCAUCGAGGCAUUCUUUGAGGCUGAUAGAUGGGCGGACCGACGACUGUCCGAAGUAGAAAGACGAAAAGUAAUGGCCAGAGUUCGAUCCAUGCUCAGACGAAAGUCCCUACGACCGCAAUUGAGUUCCUCAGAGGAAAGUCUGGAAAAUUUCAGGACCCUUCUCCUUUUCUAUGGAACGCUGAUUGUCCAAUUUCUGCUCCUUCCUUUGGGCUUCUACUUGCUAAUCUACAAAUACAUUGUGGUGAAAGCGACCUCUAUCUAUGCUGCUGCCGACGACAAUGACGGGCCAGGGGAAAUCGCAGCUUUGCUAGAGUCAACCUACGAAUCUGUGAAUUUGCCUGGGGAGUACAGGACGUUCUCCAAUGAAACAAAGUUGGCCUUGGGGUUCGCCAUUGCCAAACACUCUGGGAAGGCCGUAUACAAGGUCACAGAGAGCAAAAUGAAAGCAGUGAUGUGGAGACAAGGGCUGUUAGAGGGCAGAAGGCUUGGCUGGAAUGCCAUCAGACAUCCUCUGAGAUCGUUACGGAACACUUUUUGGUCGCUGCGGCACGGGCGAGAGUUCAUGAGGUGGGUUCGAUGGGUGAAAUCCCUGGCACCUCUCGUGCGAAGGUUUGCAAAGUUGCGGAGCAGCCUUCGAGCCCUAUUUGUGACCUACAGACAGCGCCAUCACCGAAAGAUUGCUCGGAUAAAACGAAAACGAACUUGGAGAAGAUUGAAUGAACAACAGCGCAGAUCAAAGGCCUGCAAGAUAAUCCAAAGCACUUAUCGAAGUUACAAGCAACGGCAGGCUUGCAUGCAGAUAGUGCUCUCGCGGCAGGUAGUCAACGAUCUGGCCGCAAGAAAGAUUCAGCUGGCCUUGCGUUUAAUGAUGGAGAAUGCCAAGGCCAAACAGGCGGAAAGCAAGUUCGAGCUGGAACGGCUAGAGUCGAGAGAAUCGCUUUCAUUGCGCAACGCAACAAUUCCAUCUAUGAUGCACCGGAGUGAAAGGGAACGAUUGAACGAGCUAAGGGAGCAGCAGGCAUCCGAGAAGCCAACAUCGAUCGACAAACGCCUUUUGAUGAGGCCAGACUCAAAGUUUCAGCUAUUCUGGAAGAUACUCUUUAUCAUCUGUGUGGUGAUCGAGCUAGUCUGUCUUGGCUUGAAUUUCCGACUGAAAAGAGGAGAUCAAACACUGAAAGCAAAGCUACAGGAGAUGCUCAUCCCGGUGCCAGUGACGCAGCUCAAGGAAUGCUCCUGCUUGGCCCAAUGCCGUCGCGACUUUGCCACAUGGGAGACACAAGUCGCCAACAAGCGAAAGUGUCGAGGAGAACCUUGGUAUUGCAACCCAAUGUACUACAACGCCCAGAUUGCCUACACGGGGUCCAUCCGAUUUGUUCUUGAGCAAGUUCUUUGGUUGUUGGCACUGGUGAACCUCUUGGAUGUACCGGUUUCCUUCUACACCGGAAUCUACUGCUCAGAUACGGGGAUUUUGGUCCCUAAACCCUUCCUUGGUCGUUGGGUUUUCUUGUUCAUACAACUCCUCACCAAUCCACGUAUGGGGAAAAUCAGCAACAGAGUGUUCAGACUCUUGCAGAGCAGCUUUGAGAUUGGGCCAAUACGAGUCCUUCGUUGGGGGAAAUGUCUGUUCUAUCCGUCGCUACUCUUCACCUUUGAUUGGACGGAAAGUCAUGUUUGGCUGCCCUUGGUUGCGUUUGCGAACGGCCCAGCUACGCGGCUGUCAAUGCCAUUAGGAGAGCGUGUGGAAAAGGCUUCCCAACGGCAACGACGUCGGUCAUCCGUUGAUCCAACUCUACCUCCUUCAAUUUUUGAUCCCGAGUUGUCCAAGAUUCUACCUGAGCCUACCACACGAAGACUCCGAAGGGGGUCAUCGCUAUCGUCUCGUAUGUCAAUUAGGGUGUCGGUCCAGCAAUCCACGGAACUGCUCAUUCGGAAAAGUCUUAAUGAUUCCAUGGUUUUCUCCUUUCUGGAUGAGGAAGAAUUCAAAAUGCAGAACAGGAUUAGCUAA
Seminavis robusta is the source of this 2424-nucleotide messenger RNA. NCBI's taxonomy places the organism in Eukaryota, Bacillariophyta, Bacillariophyceae, Naviculales, Naviculaceae. The record is from the annotation of a GenBank genome assembly.